Molecule: messenger RNA, 1593 nt
Organism: Clonostachys solani
Lineage: Eukaryota; Fungi; Ascomycota; Sordariomycetes; Hypocreales; Bionectriaceae
Source: the annotation of a GenBank genome assembly
AUGAUCAUCGACAUGCUCUACAACGACAGCCCAUCCAGCGCUAAUGAGCUUGCCCGCGCAAGUUCCUUUUACUAUCAUAUGACGCGGUACCGCCAAUAUCGAGAACUCUGUGUGACCAUCUCAGCAACUACCAAUGAAGUGGCUUUCCAAAAUCGACUGGCUGUGAUGGAGGAGGAAGGCCUGUUCCCUGCCAUCCGACGGUUGAAAGUCCGUAUCAGAGCAACAGACAAACAAAAAUGCACCACCAGCAUGAUCGAGUUCCUUGGCAAAAUGAUGACACUGAGGGACCUGGAAUGGCGUUACGCAACGAAAAUCAAGAUGGCCACCUGCGUCCCGCACCAGUUGAUUUCUCUGCUCCAGUCACGGCCCCAGGUGCGGCUUCAUGCUGGCGUUUCGCCCUCAUCAGUACGCCACCCUCGUUCCGAACAUGAUUUUGAGUACAACUUGUACCGCUUGGAAGAGCUCAAGAACCUCCGCUCAUUCCAGAUACGAUUUGCCUACCGCAAGCCGAAGACCUGUGAAUUGAUUCUUCCAUGUGUCAAGCGUGUGAUGAUGUCUUGUCCCAAUCUUCGAAAACUCAAGAUCGACAUACAGCAACGUUGGAGGGAUAACGACCGCCUGGCGCACUACUAUGCUGGGCUUGGAUUCGUGGACGGUGAACGACUGCCGGCAUUGGAAGAGCUACAUCUGGGUCACUAUGAAUUUGGCCAUGACGCGGAUGAAUGGCCCUUGUUAGGACGUUGCAUAGGAUAUCCAGGGAAUGGGGAUGAAAUGGCUUAUUGGGCAGAGACGUUUGACUGGUCAAUGCUGAGACGAGUGCACAUGGGCCGAGUGCAGUUCGCGGUAAAAAUAGCCCCGAAACUAAUUUCUCUUCAGGAGGUCUCAGUAGAUAAUGUCGCACAGGGGUGGCGUGUCUUCUUCCAAUCGCUUCCCGUGGCUCUCAGAAUCAUCAAAGUUCCAUCCUUUGAUAUUAUUGACCUGGAAACAUUGACGAAACACGGCCGGUGUCUCAAGAAAUUAGACCUGGCCCAUAGCUAUUACAAGUCCUCUCGUGCUUUAGAUGCUUCUAGCCUUCUAACGAUUCGAGAGGAAUGCCCUCGCAUCAGAGAUCUGGCCCUUGACCUCGACAGAGCUGGCGAAUGGCCAUAUGAAAUGCUGGACAUCUUAACAGGCUUUCCACAGCUCCAAAAUCUGACCAUUCGGCUUGAUUCGGGAACACCAGAGAGGAUGAUUCAACCAUAUGUGACGUACAGCGCAGUUUGUCAUCUGUUCAGCUAUUUCCGCUCGCAGCGGUCUUUAGCCAUGAAGCCGUUGAGACAACUCACUAUCAACACGGGUUCAUUCCAUUAUCAUCAGUGGGAUCGUAGCCUUCGGAAAUGGACACGUGAUCUUGCCAUUACCUUUUCAUGCCGAAUGUCUGGAGCAGGAGACGACGACAAUGGCAACGGGUCUUUGAACGUCAGAUGCCAACACCUAAGUGAAGAAGAAAAUCAACAGUUGGCUAGGUCAACCUCCGACUCGAAUCUCUCCAUAGACUCGAACAAAAAGUUAAGAGUAGUACAGCAGGGGCCCACUGCUUGCGAGUGGCAAUAA